Cyclopterus lumpus (lumpfish) is the source of this 1898-nucleotide messenger RNA. RefSeq names its product kelch-like family member 14 (gene klhl14). The transcript has 8 exons. Gene Ontology annotation, molecular function: protein binding. Bases 22 to 1839 code for a protein of 605 amino acids. The record is from RefSeq and is a predicted model, not a curated record. NCBI's taxonomy places the organism in Eukaryota, Metazoa, Chordata, Actinopteri, Perciformes, Cyclopteridae.
GGCGUUCACAGUCGGGAAGUCAUGUCCAGAUCGGGUGAUAGAACAUCCACCUUUGACCCAACACACAGUGACACCCUGCUGCACGGGCUCAACCUCUUAUGGAGGAAGCAGCUGUUCUGUGAUGUGACUCUCACUGCCCAGGGGCAGCAGUUCCACUGCCACAAAGCGGUGCUGGCGUCCUGCUCCCAGUACUUCCGAUCCCUCUUCUCCUCCCACAAUGUCAUCAACAAGGAGGGGAGCAAAGGGGACCAGGGCAGCAGCGGGACCCCCUCGUCCUCUCCGGACGACAAGCUGGUGACCCCCAGCGCCAGGCCCAUCAAUAACCUGGUCCUCCAGGGCUGCUCCUCCAUUGGACUACGAUUAGUGCUGGAGUACCUGUACACCGCCAACGUGACUCUUUCCCUGGACACGGUGGAAGAGGUGCUGUCGGUCAGCAAGAUCCUCAACAUCCCCCAGAUCACCAAGCUCAGCGUGCAGUUCCUCAACGACCAGAUCUCGGUGCAGAACUACAAGACGAUCUGCAAGAUCGCCGCACUCCACGGACUGGACGAGACCAAGAAGCUGGCCAACAAGUACCUGGUGGAGGACGUGCUGCUGCUGAACUUUGAGGAGAUGUGCGCCAUGCUCGACGCUCUGCCGCCCCCGGUGGAGUCGGAGCUGGCGCUAUUCCAGAUGUCAGUCCUCUGGCUGGAGCAUGACCGGGAGACUCGCAUGCACUACGCGCCGGACCUUAUGAAGAGGCUGCGCUUCGCCCUCAUACCUGCUCCAGAGCUGGUGGAGAGGGUGCAGUCUGUUGACUUCAUGAGGACUGACCCCGUGUGCCAGAAACUACUCAUGGAUGCCAUGAACUACCACCUGAUGCCCUUCAGGCAGCACUGCAGGCAGACCACGGCCAGCAGAAUCCGUUCCAAUAAGAGAAUGCUGUUACUGGUGGGUGGCUUGCCUCCUGGACCCGAUCGUCUCCCCAGCAAUUUGGUCCAGUACUAUGACGACGAGAAAAAGACAUGGAAGAUCCUCACAAUAAUGCCUUACAACAGCGCCCAUCACUGCGUGGUGGAGGUGGAGAACUUCCUGCUGCUGCUGGGCGGAGAGGAUCAGUGGAACCCAAACGGUAAGCACAGCACUCACUUCGUCAGCCGCUACGACCCCAGAUUCAACAGUUGGAUCCAGUUGCCUCCGAUGCAGGAGAGGAGAGCCAGCUUCUUCGCCUGCCGCAUGGAUAAGCACCUGUACGUGAUCGGCGGUAGAAACGAGACCGGCUACCUCUCCAGCGUGGAGUGCUACAACCUGGAGACUAACGAGUGGAACUACUUGUCGUCGCUGCCGCAGCCUCUGGCCGCUCACGCAGGAUCGGUGCACAACGGCAAGAUCUACAUAUCGGGAGGCGUUCACAAUGGAGAGUAUGUGUCCUGGCUCUACUGUUAUGACCCCGUGAUGGACGUGUGGGCGAGGAAACAGGAUAUGAACACAAAGCGCGCCAUUCACGCCCUGGCCGGGAUAAACGACCGCCUGUACGCCAUCGGUGGAAACCAUUUGAAAGGUUUCUCCCAUCUAGACGUGAUGUUGGUGGAGUGUUACGACCCGAAGGCCGACCAGUGGAACAUCCUGCAGACGCCCAUCCUGGAGGGUCGCAGCGGGCCGGGCUGCACCGUGUUCGACGAGAGCAUCUUCCUGGUGGGGGGCUACAGCUGGAGCAUGGGGGCCUAUAAGUCUUCCACCAUCUGCUACAGCCCAGAGAAAGGAGCAUGGACAGAGCUGGAGGGAGAGGUGGCGGAGCCCUUAGCGGGCCCGGCCUGCUCCACCGUCAUCCUGCCCGCCUGCCUCCCCUUCAACAAAUGACAACUAAUCCGUCCGCGGGGGGGCAAGCGGCAGAGGGAAGAAUGGGAAGAGGAUCGAUG